AUGUCGAGGAAGUUGCUCAAACAGGGUCUUAGUUUGAGGCAGAAUGACAAGGGUAAAAAGAAACCACUUGGCUUCAGGAAAACUGUAAUAAAACCUGAGGAGAGCAUGAUUUUAUCAAAACCUUUUGGUGGAAGACUUCUAGAGUUAUAUCUCUUAUUGUGGAUUAAAAAGAGAAUUAAACUAAGAAUUAAAACCAAUAAAGAACAGUUUGAAGAAAAAGAUAGCAUGGAAGCUACUUUAAGAAAAAGCUACAUUUCUACAAAUUCAGAAAAGCACAUAGAUAGAAGUGAUACACAGGAAGCAAAAUUUCACAUUGAUCCUACAUAUCUUGAAACAGAUUUCAAUAGUCCAUUGGGUGCUUCUGUUAAGCCUCUCCAAGUUGCAGCCAAUAAAAAUAUUCAAGUUAAGAACUGUCCAUGUGGUUAUAAUCAGGAGGAUGGUUUGAUGAUACAUUGUGACAUCUGUAAAUAUUGGCAACAUGCAGUAUGCUUCAAGAUAUUAUCUGAAAAUGAGAUUCCUAAAUUUCAUGUCUGUGAAUCUUGUGCAAAGCCAGGAUUUGAGGGAAAGAAUCCAACAGAUUCAAGUUUGAUGAAAUUAUCUCCAACAAGUUUACAGACUACAUGUAUAUGGCGAAGGGUACUUUUAUUGUGUACUGAAGAAAGUAAGAUAACACUUCAUGGAUUUACAAAGAAAUUAGGGUUGGAAAAUACUGUGGCUCAUGGCUUAUUUCAUAGAUUAGAAAGUGAAGGAUUUAUUAAAAAACCUGCAAAUGGAAAAUUAAAACGAUCAACCAAGAUAAUAGAUCCAAAGAAAUUAGCUGCAGGCUUGCAAAAAUACUUCAGUAAAAGUGCUUUGGAAAAUAUGAAGGAAGACGAAAACUGUUAUAAUAAUAUUGAUACUUUGUCCCAACACACCAAAGAUUUAUCUUUCUCAGAAAAGAGCCCAAAAAUGAAAUCACAAUUUGAGAAGAAAAGUAACCUGUCUACGGCUGAUGAAAUGAAAUUAGAAACUAAGGAAAAGAAUGAUGAUCCAGUACUGAAAUGGAAAAAAGCAAGCUUAGCUGUUAAAUCUAUCAUUGUAUAAUUUGUUGAGCAUUGUAUAUUAUAAUAGUUGUUGUUGCUGUUGUUGUGAAGAAUGAGCUGGAAGAAUUGCUGGAAUGUCAGAAAAAAUGCAUUGCAAGAUCUCUUUUGGUACUUUACAUUAUAAAUUCAUAUCCUACCAAGAUCAGUAUUACCUUUCAGAACUGAUAAAAUAAAGUACCAGAGUUGACAUCAUUGAUUCAAAACUGUUGGCCUUGUACCUAAAUUAGAAAUAAUUAUUAUUGUCAUCAUCAUCAUUAUUUGCAUUUUCUUAUUAUGGAAAUUUCCUCUUCUGUUGCAGAUUUUUAUGUUUACAUUCAUAUUCUCUUUUUGUACCAGUUAUUUGAGUUUUAUAAUCAU
Molecule: messenger RNA, 1439 nt
Organism: Octopus bimaculoides (California two-spot octopus)
Lineage: Eukaryota; Metazoa; Mollusca; Cephalopoda; Octopoda; Octopodidae
Product: HORMA domain-containing protein 1
Source: RefSeq, a predicted model, not a curated record